AUGUCGAAAAAACUGCAUGAACGAAUAUGCAUGAGAAUGCUGAUAGGACAUGUUCUUCUUGUGUUAACUGUACUUUUAUCAAAUGGUGAGUCAGAGAGAAACUGUUUCCCUUGUACGUGUACAUAUACAGCAUGGCGACUUAGGGAUUAUGUGUUAACUGGGGACUGCUCCAACCUAAAUCUAUCGUACAUACCAACCAUCGAUGAACUUAUCUAUAUUCUAGACGUUUCUAAUAAUAGACUUUCAGAGGAUGCAUUACUCCAUCUGUCGAAAUUUAAAAAUCUGAAAGUGCUGCGGCUGAGAUCCAACCUUCUAACAGGAUUGCCUAUGAACUUCUCCUCAGAAGUGAGUUUAAUAAACGAGAUUGACAUGUCCGGAAACAAACUUGAUCAUUUCUAUCCCUCUUCCUUGGCUACUCUCAGGUAUUUGGAUGAAAUUCGUGGGCUUGAGGCCAAACAUUUUGAUGACAAUGCUUUCAAAGGCUUUGAAACAUUGCGAGUUCUAGAUGUAACUUUUUCACAAAUAACCAUUCCAGAGAAUAUAUUUUCCGGAUUGAGGCUUCACACUUUAGCGUUCAAAAUCAUUUACUCUGAAAAUUUUCCUCCAAAUCUCUUAAGCUUUGGAAAGAAACAUCUAUCUACUUUAUCAAUACUUGCUCCAAAAGUGAAAUUUAUAAGUGGAGUCAUUUUUCAUGGACUGUCAUUGUUAGAGAACCUUGACCUCACUUUUUGUGAACUGCAAUCCUUACCUGUACGACUAUUCGCAGAUCCUUCUUCAGAAGAAAUGCCUCGACAUCUUCUGAGUUUAAGUAUUGAAGGCGUAAAAAGUUUACCAAGGGACAUCUUUCAAGGACAACAAAGAUUAGAGAGACUUACUAUGAAUGGAGUCGAGGAUAUACCAUCUGGGAUUUUUGAUCGAAUUAACACAUUGCAUCAUUUAAAUAUGUCCCAUAGUAACGUGAAGAGAAUAUCUUCAUUCUGGUUCAGUGAUCUGAGGAGCCUGAAGUCCUUAAAUCUAAGCCAUACUGGACUACAGAGACUAGACAAUCAUUCGUUCAUUGGACUGAAUUCUUUGUCUACCUUGGAUUUAUCUCAUAAUCAGUUAAAAGAUUUACCAGCAUCAGUUUUGCAACCAUUUAAAGGAACUCUUCUUUACCUGAAUGCCAAAUACAACAAUAUUAGCUAUGUAACAGACAAGACAUUUAGGGGUAUGUUUUCCUUACAAGCGUUAGAUCUUAGCUUCAAUGGCAUUCUAAAAAUAUCUUCAAGGUCACUCAGCGACUUGAGCAAAUUACAGUCACUUAACCUGCAAAACAACCGUUUGUAUUUUAUACCAGAGGAUCUUCUACAGUAUAACCAAGACUUUCAAAAUCUUGAUAUAUCAAACAACAAACUCGUAUUGUUGCCAGAAAAACUACUUGAGAAUGCCAGAUCGCUACAUUUUCUGGACGUCUCUAACAACUUUAUAUCCACUUUUCCUGAGGAUUUUUUGAAAAACUCAAGAUUUUUAGAGUUACUAGUUUUGGAUGGAAACCCUCUUCAUUGCGAUUGCAAAUUGUUUAGUAUAAGAUAUCAGACUUCUGGCAGCAUGUUAAAGAUGACUGGGAUUUGUAACUCACCUGAUUAUUUAAAAGGCAUGGCAGUAAAUGAAGCAUCAUCAAAAGAAGACUGCAGCCAAGACAAUAACACAGUUCCUAUUUCAUCUUUUCAUACACAACAAUACAUUUCAACAAAAAGUUUGCUUUCUACAACUUAUAGGAGACAAACCACCACAAAAGAUGAUGUGUUUUUAACCACUUUCCAAACACAACCUUCUCCAACUGACCCUGCAGUUGCAACCAAUGAUACAAGAGAACUCACUUCAGCGUAUGAUAAAAGACCACCCAGCACAAAAAAUAAUGUAUUUCCAAUCACUUCUGAAACACAACCUCCUCCAACUGAUUCUGCAGUUUCAACCACUUUAGAUACAGAACUCACUUCAACUUAUGAUAAACGUCUGUCCACCACAAAAGAUGAUGUGUUUCUAACCACUUCCCAAACACCACCAGAUACUCCAGUUGUCCCUAUAGCUUCAACUACAGAUACACAAGCACUCAUUUCAAGUGACUUGGGGAUUUCUUCUACUUUAGACACUCAACUAGGAACACAAACAAAUAAUAUGAUCCGUACUACUUCUAUGUACUAUAUGUCUUCAUCGGGCCCAACAAAAAGUAUAAAGCCUUCAAGUUCGAGUUUUGAGUUGUUAGCAGAAACAACAAAUAUUAACUUGGCUACCAUUGUUCAAAAAACAAGCACACCUAAGCAAGAGAAAACUAGCAGCUUUUCUUAUUUUACUAAUAGUGUUACCAAAUCUCUGAAACCAGUCGUAUUCGAAGGAAAGGACUUUGAUAGUGUUACCUCCUCUGGGAUGCAAGCAUUUUAUGUAACAGUAGGCGUCAUAGGGGCCCUACUUGUGUUUGGUGUAUUUGCUUAUGUUGUACGCCAUAGAAAACUCGCAAUUAGGAGCAGAAGUUACACUGUUAACUCUAAACGUACACAAAAAAGAACUCUUCCAGAACAAGCUAUAGAUGUUUAGCUAUCAAAGACUCUCAAUAGUUACCUCAGUGCAAAAGUUCAUAAUAUAAUAUACUGGAUAAAUAUUGACAUUGUAUUAUAUUCAAGCUCGCUUCAAUUUCGCAUUUACAUUCAUGAUUUGUCAAAGUAAUGAAAAUUCCAUCCACAUGUAUAUGUGACGAGUACAAAUGUUCAUCGUUCAUGACAUAUAAGGGAUGUCUACUUAUUAAAAAUUAUGUUCAUGAAAUUUGCUACUUUUUAAUUU
Messenger RNA from Saccostrea cuccullata (small rock oyster), 2817 nucleotides. RefSeq names its product insulin-like growth factor-binding protein complex acid labile subunit. Gene Ontology annotation, molecular function: protein binding. The transcript has 2 exons. The coding region runs from base 1 to 2574 and encodes 857 amino acids. The record is from RefSeq and is a predicted model, not a curated record. NCBI's taxonomy places the organism in Eukaryota, Metazoa, Mollusca, Bivalvia, Ostreida, Ostreidae.